UACAUCUAAAAUAGUCAUUCCAUGAAACGUAAUAAUCAAAAGUAGACAGCAUAAUAAUUUGCAAUAUAUACUCUAGAAUUUGGUUUCCUUCCGUUGUAGUUGCUUAUAUAUCCUCCUCAUGCUCUAUAUCUCUGUAUAAAAGAAAAAAAUCUACCUGCCCAUACAAAAUAACCAAAAAUGACAGAGCAGAAGGCUUGUUAGUUUAAAAGGGUAUAGGUGUAACUUUAAUAGUCUUUCGACUCUUUAUUCCAAGCCUCUUGAUAGAUAAUUAGAUGUCCACAAAUCAUUCCCCAAAUAUCCAAAUCAAGUAGAGCUUUACUGCACUCACGUAGCUCCACAAAAUGACUGAGAAGCGCAUACCACUGCAGAAGCUCCACGGCAAGGUGGCCAUCAUCACCGGCGCCGCCAGCGGCAUCGGUGCAGUCACGGCCCGACACUUCGCCGACCACGGAGCUCGCGUCGUCGUGAUCGCCGACGUCCAAGACGCCAAGGGCCGAGAAGUCGCCGCAUCCAUCGGCUCCCACCGCUGCACCUACGUCCACUGCGACGUCACCGACGAGGACCAGGUCAAGUCGCUAGUCGACUCCACCGUCGAACUCUACGGCCAACUCGACGUGAUGUACAGCAACGCGGGGAUAACCGCCGCGUCGGUACAGACGGUGAUGGAGCUGGACUUGUCAUGGUUCGAUAAGGUGAUGGCGGUAAACGCCCGCGGGAUGGCGGCGUGUGUGAAGCACGCGGCGCGUGCGAUGGUGGGGAAGAGAGUCAGGGGCAGCAUAGUGUGCACGGCGAGCUGCGUGGCGGAGUGGGGGACGGAGAGCGCGACGGACUACACGAUCUCGAAGCACGCGGUGCUGGGGCUGGUGCGGUCGGCGAGCGUGCAGCUGGCGGCGCGUGGGGUGCGCGUGAACUGCGUGUCUCCGGGUGCGGUGGGGACGCCGAUGGUGAGCGAGCUUUUUAAGAUUGGGGAGGAAGAGCUGAAGGAUUUUAUGGCAGCGGUAUAUUCGGGAAGCAGCGAUGAUGGGCCGCUGAUGGAGAAACACGUGGCGGAUGCGGUGCUGUUUUUGGCGUCGGAGGAGUCGGCGUUCAUCACCGGCCAUAAUUUGGUGGUUGAUGGGGGACUUGGCACCAAGGGAAUAAAUCACACUCACAAGCAGUUGUUUUCAGUCGUGAUUAUGGUUAUGGUCGAGAGUUUUCUCCACCAAUAGAUAUAUCGAUCGAUCUUCUUCCUAUGCGAUUAAAUUUAAAGAUAUAGUGUUGAAUAAUUUGCAUGAAAAUGACAAGAUAAUUAAUUAAGAUCAGCUAAGAACACUCGGAAAAAAGAGUGUUGCUGUUGGGACUUAUUUGGUUUCUGGUGUAGUGAUCAUUGCUGUAAUAUGGUGUGGAGUAAAAUUCUGGAAAGGUCGUGUAAUCCUUGUUUUUUGUUGUAAGGAGACGUUCGUGUAAUCUUUAGGCCAAGAGAAAAGAAGUUCGUGUAAUCACAUCACCCAAUACAACUUAAAUAUUAUUAUUAU
Molecule: messenger RNA, 1514 nt
Organism: Rosa chinensis
Lineage: Eukaryota; Viridiplantae; Streptophyta; Magnoliopsida; Rosales; Rosaceae
Product: (-)-isopiperitenol/(-)-carveol dehydrogenase, mitochondrial
Exons: 2
Coding region: 342-1208 (288 amino acids)
Molecular function (GO): oxidoreductase activity
Source: RefSeq, a predicted model, not a curated record